Messenger RNA from Rhodotorula toruloides NP11, 1155 nucleotides. RefSeq lists its product as uncharacterized. The record is from RefSeq and is a predicted model, not a curated record. Bases 1 to 1155 code for a protein of 384 amino acids. The transcript is spliced from 8 exons. Lineage: Eukaryota; Fungi; Basidiomycota; Microbotryomycetes; Sporidiobolales; Sporidiobolaceae.
AUGUCUACCCCUAGCAAGCCUCUUCCGACCACUCCAUGCAGGUCCGGCUCAAGCACCGCCUACCAGCCCUUGUCGGAGGCGUCGCUCAAACGGCUUGUCGAGCACGCCGUGAAGGGUGCGGUCGCACAAGCUGUGGACCAGGUUCUCGCACACCGCUUCGCGUAUGAGCAGAACCUUCGCGCGAAGCAGGAGCGCAAGGCGGACGAGCUGCAGGCGAAGAUGGGCAACCUUUCGACCCAGCUGGAGCAGCUCCAGGGCAACCUUUCGACCCAGGUGGAGCAGCUCCAGGCACAGCUCACGGCUCAGGAUGCGCGGGCGGAUGACUACAAGCGGAAGAUGGAGGGCUUCGAGCAGCAGAUUGCGCGCUACCAGCAGCAGUCGGGGAGGCGCGAGGCGCAACUCGAGAAGUACGAGCAGCGACUGGAGGCUCGCGAGGGGCGUAUUGAACGCCGCCUUCACGAGAUGGAGGAGCGCGAGGCGCGGACGAAGAAGGAGGUGUCGGACAUGCGGCAGGAGUUGAAUGGGAGCUCGUUGAGGCUCGAGUCCGGACUCGGCGGCCUCGUUGCCGCGUUCAACGGCGUGCAGGAUAGUUUGGCGAGCGAGACGAACCGGUCGUUCUUCUGGGUGCACAACAAGUGCCAGGAGCUGCUCGAUACGACCAAGACGAGCUACUCGAACGAGCUGAACAAGGUCUUCGACACGGUCAUUGAACUCUCCGAGCGCGCCCACAAGGCCACUCGAGCAGGAGGCCUCGACGGCUACACCUUCACCGUCAUCCCGCCUGUCUCCGCCAACGCGCCCGGCAAGCGAAGCUCCAACGCCAACCCUCGCUCGAACACUCGCCCGAAUGAGAGCGCACAUGCCGACUCGCCAUCUCGCUCAUCCCUCAAGCACUCUUCCUCCGCUUCGCCGCAUCCCCUCACUCGCUCCCGCCUCGUCAAGAAAGUGCGCAUCCAAGAGUCGCACUCGCCCGCCACCUCGCUCCCUCCUCACGCCGGCACGAGCAGACUCCGCUCGCUCUCGGACCAGUCUCACCUCCCUCCGCCUCCCGUCACCAACAUCGCCCGCACGGAAGAAGUGCUGCUCUACUGGGACGAUGAGCUCGGCAUGCACGCCGUCAGGAGGAUCUGGAUUAUCGCGGAGGAUGAGAAAUGA